AUUUUUCUAGUGAACAGCCAUGGGGUUUCAUACACUGAACACGCUCCUAAAUACAUCUCCCUCUGUUCCAUUAGGGGAACUGAGCUGGGCCUGCGGGCCCAUGGAGAAUCAGACUGUUGGGGUGAUGGAGUUUCUUUUGCUGGGAUUUCCGCUCAGCAGGCAGGUGGAGCUGCUGUUCUUGGUGUUGCUACUGCCCACAUUCCUGCUGACGCUCCUGGGGAACCUGCUGAUCAUCUCUGUUGUGCUGUCCUACUCCUGCCUCCACACCCCCAUGUACUUCUUCCUGUGCAACCUCAUCCUGGACAUCCUCUGCACCUCCGUCAUUUCUCCAAAAGCAUUGGCCGACUCAGUAUCUGGGGAUAAAACCAUCUCCUUUGCUGGCUGUAUCAGCCAGUGCUAUUUCUACUUCUUCCAGGGCACAGUAGAGUUUCUCCUGCUGACAGUCAUGUCCUACGACCGCUAUGUCACCAUCUGCUACCCCCUGCAGUGUAGCACCGUCAUGAGGCCUCCUGUCUGCAUUGCGACCAUUGUGUUCUCUUGGGUGGGAGGCUUCCUACCUGUGCUCUUUCCAACCAUCCUCAUCUCCUAGCUGUCCUUCUGUGACUCCAGCAUCUUUGACCACUUCUUCUGUGACGUUGGGCCCUUGUUGGCCCUGGCCUGUGUCACCACUGCCAUUGAGCUGAUGGAUUUUAUGCUUUCGUCCAUAGUCAUCCUCUGCUGCAUAGUCCUCGUGGCAUAUUCCUAUACGUACAUCGUCCUGACAGUAGCGUGCAUCCUUUCUGCAAGUGGGAGGAAGAAGGCCUUCAACACCUGUGCUUCCCACCUGACCAUAGGUGAGGUUGUGAUUUCUGGUAGCAUCAUGGUUAUCUACGUGACUCCCUCCCAGGAAGAAUAUCUGGAGAUCAACAAGGUCCCUUCCGUCCUGAGCAGUGUUGUGGCUCCAUUCCUCAACCCCUUCAUAUAUACUCUGAGAAAUGACACAGUGUUGGGGUUCCUCAGGGAUGUGUGGGUCAGGGUGCGAACAGUUUUGGAAAAGAGGAUGAGGACAAUGCCAAGGAGUGGAUUGUCCUCCAACAGUGACCACAGAGAAGGGUCUAGUUCCUCUUUCCCUUCACUACCGGGUAUCCAUUGUUCAGAUCCCCAGUAUUAAAAGAGAGGAUUGCCUUAGCAAAAGGGUGAGCUAGCUGAGGGAUCCUGAAUGGUCUAUAGCAGAAAAAAGUUGAGUUUGGAGACAGGGACUUAGACUCUGGCCUUGGUUCUAACUCAAACUCUGUGACCACAACUGUGUCACCUUGUCACCUGCCACUCUGGCCCUCAGUGCUCUCAUCUGAAGUAUGACAGCAUUGGACUUGAUGAUCUCUAAGUUCUGUCCACACUGAAUACUCCAAGAAUUGCAGAAGGGCCGUACAGCCUGUGUCCUGUUUGAAGUCCCAUCACAUUUGACCCCAUUUCCUCGUGGAUCCUGAAUACAACUCUUCUAUCAGCUUGGCACAAAGUCAUUCCUGGUCCCCUCUGCAUAGACCCCCUUUCCUUCCAUCUUCACUAGGAAUCUUUCCAGGAAUAAGCUUCAUUAUUCUCCAAUCCACUGUCAUAUCCUGUAAUCCACUGUUUUCCCUCAGUGGACAUUUGUAAUGAAUGAUUGGUGGAUAUACAUAGUCCGUGUUAUUUAAUAACACUGCUUUCUGUACUAGAACUUGUCAUAACAUUCAACAUGAUCCCAUUCUUAUGUAAGACAUGCCCU
Kogia breviceps (pygmy sperm whale) is the source of this 1741-nucleotide messenger RNA. The record is from RefSeq and is a predicted model, not a curated record. Lineage: Eukaryota; Metazoa; Chordata; Mammalia; Artiodactyla; Physeteridae.